UGGAGUUAUUCCGUUCUCUAAACACAAAACAUGGAUACGACAAGGACUUUCCCUCUGCCUCAAACUCCACAUCGCUGUCCAAUACGACCCAGGUCAAAUGGCUCCUUUUUUUCAACCUCUCUUGCAUGGACUCAUGUGAUUUACCCGCAUUCUAUCACCCGUGUAUUUCUCCUUACGUGUACAGUGGCGACACCCGCCUUCAAUGACGACGAGCGAUGUCUUCUUGUUCCUGUUACUCUCUUUGGUUCCCUCAGACCAGACACGACUUUACCCUUUUUAUUUGCCUUGGGCCCUUCCCUUUCUUGCUCGUGCAACUCUCUACCCACUUCUCCGACUCGGUACCUUCCGAAUGCCAAGUGCCAAUUCUAUCGCCGCAGCCGCAUUUUGGGUUGGAACUGGCUUCUAUCUCUCUCGUUCUCCCACACGCGCAUGGCUGCCAUUGGUUUGAUGUAAAGCGCCAGGCUCGUUGGCCAGGGUCACGGUUUUGCCCCUUGGAACCCACGCGAGUGAGAAGGUGCACUUUAUUCCCUUCCUUUUCUUUUUCUUUGCGGACUGUGUCCCUUUUUCUUUUCUUUCUCAUUGAUCCAACGACGUAUUUGUUGUACCCGGGGUGCCUUUGUUUUCAGUUUUUCUUUGUAUCUUUUCUCUUCUUUCCUUUUUCUUCUUUCACCUCUCUUGUUGCUCGGUUUAGUAACUCGUCCAAUAUCCUGUAAAUAUAGCUAUCCUUCACGGGGGCUUGCGAUAUCCCAAAAAAAUUGUACUCUUUUGAUGUCCCUUAGGUGUGGUUGGACAUUUCG
Molecule: messenger RNA, 797 nt
Organism: Cantharellus anzutake
Lineage: Eukaryota; Fungi; Basidiomycota; Agaricomycetes; Cantharellales; Hydnaceae
Exons: 3
Coding region: 216-713 (165 amino acids)
Source: RefSeq, a predicted model, not a curated record